CUGGGGCAGUCCGGGUUGUUAACUGCGGUGCGGACGCCCGCUACUGCGCAGGCGUCUCAGGAAGAGCUCGGCCUCGCCCCUCUCCCUCGCGGUUCCUGUCGCUAGCAAGUACCCACGAGUACCGGAUUCCGCCAGUGCCGGGUUCCGCUAGCGCGGAGUUCCGUGCGGUGGCGAGACGCGGCGGGAGCUGCGGGCGGCGACCGGAACCCUGAUUGCUGUCCUUCAACGUGUUCAUUAUGAAGUUAUUAGUAAUACUUUUGUUUUCUGGACUUAUGACUGGUUGUAGAGGUAACUCUUCAUAUAGUUUGCCACCCAAGUUACUGCUGGUGUCUUUUGAUGGCUUUAGAGCUGACUAUCUGCAGAACUAUGAAUUUCCUCAUCUCCAGAAUUUUAUCAAAGAAGGUGUCUUGGUAGAACAUGUUAAAAAUGUUUUUAUCACAAAAACAUUUCCAAAUCACUAUAGCAUUGUGACAGGCUUAUAUGAGGAAAGCCAUGGCAUUGUAGCCAAUUCCAUGUAUGAUGCAGUCACAAAGAAACAUUUUUCUGAUUCUAAUGACAAGGAUCCUUUUUGGUGGAAUGAGGCAGUACCUAUUUGGGUGACUAAUCAGCUUCAGGAAAACAGAUCAAGUGCUGCUGCUAUGUGGCCUGGUACUGAUGUACUCAUUCACAAUACCACACCUUCCUAUUUUAUGAAUUAUAGCAUCUCAGUGUCAUUUGAGGAGAGAGUAAAUAACAUUACGACGUGGCUCAGCAAUUCGAACCCACCAGUCACCUUUGCAACACUCUAUUGGGAAGAACCAGAUGCAAGUGGCCACAAAUAUGGACCAGAAGAUAAAGAAAACAUGCGCAGGGUAUUGAAAGAAAUAGAUGACCUCAUUGGUUACCUAGUCCAAAAGCUCAAGAUGUUAGGAUUGUGGGAAAAUCUUAAUGUGAUUAUUACAAGCGAUCAUGGGAUGACUCAGUGUUCUGAGAACAGAUGGAUAAACUUGGAUCUCUGCAUCGAUCGUUCGAACUACAGUCUUAUAGAUUUGAGCCCAGUUGCUGCAGUGCUCCCCAAAAUAAAUAUAACAGAGGUUUAUGAAAAACUGAAAAACUGUAGCYCUCACAUGAAUGUUUAUCUCAAAAAAGACAUUCCUGACAGAUAUUAUUACCAACAUAAUGAUCGAAUUCAGCCAAUUAUAUUGGUUGCUGAUGAAGGCUGGACAAUUGUACUAAAUAAAUCAUCAUCAAAAUUAGGUGACCAUGGUUAUGAUAAUUCUUUGCCCAGUAUGCAUCCGUUCCUAGCUGCCCACGGCCCUGCAUUUCACAAAGGCUACAAGUAUAGCACCAUUAAUAUUGUGGAUAUUUAUCCAAUGAUGUGUCAUAUCCUGGGAUUAAAACCACAUCCUAAUAAUGGAACCUUUAGUCAUACCAAGUGCUUGUUGGUUGACCAGUGGUGCAUUAAUCUCCCAGAAGCCAUUGGUAUUGUUAUUGGUGCACUCUUGGCAUUAACCACUCUAACAUGCCUCAUAAUAAUUAUGCAGAACAGACUGUCUGUACCCCAUUCGUUUUCCCGACUUCAACUACAAGAAGAUGAUGAUGAUCCUUUAAUUGGGUAACAUGUACUGAGAUUUAUACAAAGUGUCUUUGCAUAAUCUCAAAACUAAGGAUAUAUCCUAGGAAUGAUGUUUUAACUUUUUAACCAUGAAAAAGUAUACUUUGAAAGACAACUUAGACCAAGCAUGCUAAAAUUACUUUUUUCCCUUGUGUUUUGUUUUGGCUCAUUAGCUAAUACAAAUAACCCUAUCCAUAGUAAAAAUGCUAGUAAAUCAGUUAACACCAUCUAUUUCUCUAAUUAGACAUAGCUUUUGAGAAAAAUACUAUGCUUUCUUUUUCUCUUUGCAAUGAAGAUGAUACAUUUAAAAUGAAAAUAUACCAAAUUUAGUAGAUGUGUUUUUCUAAUAAAUUUAUAUAUUUGUAAAUGAAAAAAA
This is a messenger RNA of Urocitellus parryii (Arctic ground squirrel), 1970 nucleotides long. It is a transcript of the gene Enpp4, whose product is annotated as ectonucleotide pyrophosphatase/phosphodiesterase 4. NCBI's taxonomy places the organism in Eukaryota, Metazoa, Chordata, Mammalia, Rodentia, Sciuridae. The record is from RefSeq and is a predicted model, not a curated record.